Messenger RNA from Medicago truncatula (barrel medic), 2140 nucleotides. RefSeq lists its product as uncharacterized. Lineage: Eukaryota; Viridiplantae; Streptophyta; Magnoliopsida; Fabales; Fabaceae. Gene Ontology annotation, biological process: proteolysis. The coding region runs from base 648 to 2123 and encodes 491 amino acids. The record is from RefSeq and is a predicted model, not a curated record. Gene Ontology annotation, molecular function: cysteine-type peptidase activity. The transcript is spliced from 10 exons.
UAGUAGCUUCGUAUCUCUCCCAUAUGCACACAUAUUAGAAGAUCCAGCUGGGGUAUCUUCUUAUAACUGUUGCUCACAUGUUCUUGGGUAUAUGAAAGAAGGCCUGCAAACUCCGGAAGUUGCAAAUCCAUUAGCGGACUUCCACUUCCUAAUGAUUAAUUACUUGGAGAAAAUGGGGAAGAGAAGCCCAUUCCUGACAGGAAAAUAUAAGCGGCCUUCACUUCGUGAUUGGGAUGUCAAGGCGGCAAACCAAGACCUUCAGAAGGUCCAUGACCUUAUGGGACUCGAGCAUGGACUGACAGCCGGGGUAACCAGACUGUACAACACCGACGAAGGUCCGCAUGUAAUGUGUUUUGAUGCAGAUACCUGUCCACUCUCUAAGGUCUUGUAUACGGAUCUACACUACAGCUGCGGAAACCUUGGAAAGAAGAAUAGCUGAGGGAAAUGUUGGAACUUCUGUGAAAAAUGAUGCAGUUCCAACAGAAACAAACACAACCAAGGAAAAUCCGAUUGAAGUGCAACAUAAACCCGAGGAGAAUAGAAGUUCUAGUGUAGAUAAUGGAUAGGAUCAGAAUGAAUCAUCCAUACCACAAACAAGCACUCGAGGGGGAGAAAGGUUGAAUAAUGACAAAGAUGUAGCAGAUGAGAUGGAUCACAAAAUCAUUGAUGAUAAUGAGGAAAAUGAAGAAGAUGAACUUGAUGCCAAAAGACUUGAUGAAUCAGUGAGGAAAGCAUGCAAUAUAGAUCUUUCUUUUACACAGGAAACAAUCUUGAAGUAUCUUGAGUUUUUUGAUGAUGGGGGAGAAGCUUCGAAUGCAAAUGAAUCAGUUAAGCCACAAUGUAAAACAAGCAAUGUGAUGGAGGCAGAGAAACCAGAGAAGUUUCGAGAGUUUUUUGAUGGGGGAGAAGCUUCGAAUGCAGGUGAAUCGGUUAAAACACAAUGUGAAGCAAGCAAUGUGAAGCAAGCAAACUUGAUGGAAGAGGAGAACUCGAAGGAGCAGAAGCCUUUGGAACCUAACAAACACUUUGUUAUAGAGGCAAUUCCGUUAAGGUCGGUGUUACCAGAUGCAAUAAUCGACAUGGAUAAUGUCCAAACUGUGCAGACAAAGAAAAGAAAGAAGCAUGAUAUGCUUUAUUCUGGUGGCACAUACCCUGAGCGUAGGAGAGCUGUGAAGAAAUCAAAAUACCUUGCAAGCCCCUACGAUGAAGCUGUUUAUGAGUCAAAUGCAAGUAAGCUGCAGAAGGACAUAUCAACAUUUGCAUGGAGCAUUUCACAUGAUGAGGAGGAGCUUUUGUAUUGCUCGGAUAACAAGGCUCAUGCUUUCAGUCUACAAAGGAGAGACUUGUGGUCAUUUCAAAAAGAUGAAUGGGUGUCAUGCUUUGUGAUAAAUGUCUGGGUCAAUUGCUUGAACUGGAGUCAACCAAAUGAAAAAAUGACAGGACUGGUUACACCAUUCAUAAAUUAUGUUGACUUGCAAAGACCUGAUGCCCUAAAUAUAACGAACCCAAUUGCAUGUAAAAGAUUCAUUGAAAGACUGAAAAAGUUCAAAUACAUGGAUUGGAAGGCUAUUGACCCUACAUGUUUAGAAUAUAUAAUGACGCCAGCACUAAUUGGAGAUCCGGGUUUUCAUUAUGUAUGCUUCGUUGUGAAUCUCAAGAGCCAAAAAUUUCAAUUCCUGAACAGCUUGAAAGGAGAGACAUUGAACAUGAAGAAUGGCGAAGCAACUGUGUACAAGAAGAUGUUUGAUGUGUGGCUGAAGGAGGUGGAAGCAUUUGUGACAGAAUUGUAUAAGAAAAGAAAAAUCACAAUGCCUUUCCAGUUUAGCACAUUCAAGUGGGAAACACCAAAGAUGCCUAAUCAAUGUGAUAAAGACAGUUGUGGAGUCUUUUACAUGAAGUUUCUUGCUGAAUGGGACGGUGGCAAUACCGAAAUGGAAUCGUUCAAAGAUUGGUCCAAAACGAGAAAGCAUGGGAAGAAUGGCAGGGUUGAAAAAACUAUGGAUUUGAGAAUUGGAAUUUGUUCAGCAAUAUUAAGCGACUCAAGCAAUAGCAAAAGAAACUAUGUGGAGAAGGCAGCAACUUCAUACUAUGAAGAAUUGCUUCAAAAGCUAACACCGGAUUAGUGUUAAUGUUUUUUUUU